Molecule: messenger RNA, 3078 nt
Organism: Melanotaenia boesemani (Boeseman's rainbowfish)
Lineage: Eukaryota; Metazoa; Chordata; Actinopteri; Atheriniformes; Melanotaeniidae
Exons: 11
Coding region: 60-2690 (876 amino acids)
Biological process (GO): regulation of translational fidelity
Cellular component (GO): cytoplasm; membrane
Molecular function (GO): tRNA binding; nucleotidyltransferase activity; double-stranded RNA binding
Source: RefSeq, a predicted model, not a curated record
AGCAUAACUCAGCAGUUCACCUGUUUGAGCAUCUUCACCAGUGGAACUAAAAAACCAUCAUGGCAGCAUCGGACGGGUUUCCUGCUAGUUUCUAUGGGGAACCAGGAGUGUUGGGCAUGUUAUCAAAUGGGAUCAGUGCAUUCCUUGUACUUCUACAGAACUUUAAUACAGCUCACUCUGGCAUUGCACCAGUUGGAGUGGAGAACAUACUUGCAGGUGUUCAUCUCAUCCUGAUUGGCGGUAUCUGCCAGCUGGUGGCUGGACUGCUUUCCUUUCGGAAGUAUGAUCACCUGAGUGGCACUGCUUUCAUUGGCUAUGCCGCUCUUUGGGGUAGUUAUGGAGCAACCCGAAUCUACAAUGGUGCCUUAUUUCAUAGUCAAAUGUCAAUGCUGCAUCAGCUGAUAAACAUUCCCUCCAACUCCACAGAGUGCCGCUUAUGCCUGUCCAUAGAACAGUCAGCAAUUGCAGGUCUGGUCCCUUAUAUCCUGCUGUCCUUUCUCCUGGCAUUUUGCUCUGCCACAGUCAACUACAUCAUGCCUUUUGUUUUUGGGGCCAUCACAGCCACUUUAAUCUUUGAAGCAGUAGCUGUAGUAGCAGGUUCCUGGGCCCUUGUGGUCUCUGGAGUUCUGGAGUUACUCAUCCUGCUCUUUGCCAUCUACGGUUCAGCUGCUCUGCUCAUCAAAGGUCUGACUCAGCGUUUAGUCCUUAAAGGCUUUGGGACCCCUCUCUUUAAUGUCCUCCUGCUGGGAACCACCAACUCAGCAAGUGCCCAGAGCAUUGGCCAAGAGAAGAAGAAGAACACAAAAUAUGCAGAGCCUAUGGCCUUGGGUUUCUUCUGUGACUCUGUUGCUCCUUUCAUCUUUGCUUUCUACAGUUUUGGGUACAUGAAAUCAUUUGGUUUAGGAGUCGCUUGGGUAUCAAUUGUCUCAGUUGCCCAGCUGUUCUCCAGCUACUAUGCUCAUCUGCGUCAAGAUUGCUACCACACAACUAAGUUUGGAUUUCAUGCCACAUACUGGCUGAUCAAGGCAUGGGACGAGUUUGUGGUAUCUGCUCUGAUAGUGCAGGAGAAUCAAGUUGUCUCUGGGAGGGAAGCAAUGGUGGGAAACUGGUUCUUUGUGGUGGCAGGCUUGGUGCUCUGUGUUGGAAGCCUGAACAUGGACGUCCUAGAGCUCAUCCACAACUUGCUCUUUGUCCUGGUCACAGUUGCAACAAUCCCUCAGAUCCCCUUGCAGGAUUACUACAUCUUCUUUGGUGUAGCUUGCUCCCUGUUCACUGCGGCCUCCAUCUAUGGCACCUUCUCGCGUCUAAUAAACACCAUUGCAGAAAAGUCUCUCAUCCCUGUCGGAGCACAGCCCAUCAGCACUGAGCAGCUGAAAAGUGCUUUAAUGUGCAGAAAGUCUGGACAGGAAGACCAGCAGGUGCUGCCCCAAACUGACCAGACCUCAGAUGCUCUGUUCUAUCUUUCAAACGGGGUUGCAGCUCUUUCAGCGCUUCAUUCAAGUGUCUCCAGUAUGAAUUCUACCCUCCUUCAUAUGACUGUGCCCUGGGUCCUCAUCUCUGGAGCAAUCAUCCAGGCCUACGUCAGCAGGCUGCAAGUCACAGGGGGUGGCCGCUUUGGAUCCGUAAUCUCAUCCAUCUAUGUGGUUGUAUGGGCAACUUGGACCUGGUUUAGAUUUGCAGGCGACCAGCUUCAGCUCUCAACAGAGGCAGCUUACGGAUUCACAGCAGGAAGCAUUGCUUUGUUGGUUAUUAAUGCCUUCCUCAUGUUGAUUGCUGCCUACAGGAACCUGGUUCUGCUGUUUCUAACAGCAGUCAUGGAGGUUGUUCUGGUCUGCUUCCUGCUCUCCACUCUUCAGCAACUGCCAUAUAAACUUGAAAUGGCCAUGCUUGGACUGGUUUCCAUCAUUUGUAUAUAUGGAGCUUUGGCUUCACUAGUAAACUGCAUCUUCUCACAGAGAAUGCUUCUGAUGGGUCCUCCCCUCAUUAAGGAAAAAGUAAAACAAGAAACAUCUACAGAGCCGCCCUGUCCAGUGACCAACUCUCGUCUCACCAGUGGUCUCUUGAAGAUAGCUGGUAUUCUGGAGGAGGGAGGAGUAUGUGGUAUUCCCACAGAUACUGUGUAUGCUUUGGCUGCAUCGUGCAAAAAUCCUCAGGCAAUUGAGAAAAUCUACAACAUUAAAGACAGACCAGCAGAGAAGCCUAUAUGCAUUUGCAUUUCCAGUGUAGAGCAGCUGGUGGCAGCCAAGCCUCCAUUUAGUCCUCUGCUGUGGGAAUUUAUGAGGAACGUGUAUCCUGGAGGCAUUAGCUGCAUCGUCAGCAAAGGAGACUGGCUGUUAAGACUGGGAGUUGGACCAGCUUUUGACCGUGUUGGUACCAGAGACAGCAUCAUGAUCCGUGUUCCUGACCACACAGUGACUGGCCACUUAUGUGACAUUACUGGACCUCUUGCUAUUACAUCAGCCAAUCCCAGUGGAGAGGCAGACAGCACCCACCACAGCAUGGUCAUCAAUCGACUGGGCCACAAGAUUCAAGGAGUUCUCUGUGAUGGGGACUCAGACGAAGUUGUUGCAUCCACUGUUGUCAACUGCCUGAAGAUUGAUGAAGGUACCAUCACCAUUGUGAGAGAAGGGUGUGUCCCGGCCAUUAAAGUCCAACGGAUCUUUGACAGAAUUAAAAAUACCAUGGUGUGAGUGACCCUCAUGGCAGGUUUCCUUCAAGUCAAGCUCUGCUUUUCAUUUCAACUUUUUUUUUUUUAAAUAACUGUGGAUGUUUUAUUUCAACUAAAGCACCAAUAUUGGUUAUACCAAUGCCACUGGAAAGUAAAUGUUUUUUUACAUGAGUUUUAGCUUAGAUUCCAAAGCUUAAUGUAAAUAAUGUUUCCCAGUGUUGUCAUUCAAAACCUGCAUGAACCUGAUCUAAAAUUUUUUAUAAAAAAAUGUUUAAAAAUGUUUUAGUUUGUAAAUUAUUCUGUAACUGUGUAUUUAUGUAUUUAAAUUAUGUUAUAUGUUGUAAUGGAGUUCACACAUUAGAUUUAGUUUUUGGUGUUGGAGAACAAUGUUCUCGUUUGAUGUAUGUACA